CGCCGUCCCGGUGGGGCAAGAUGGCGGCGCCCAGCUGUAGCCCCGGUAAUGGCGGAACCGCCGCCCGUUACUGCCUGGUGAGCGGCAUCCCGGCCGCGCUGCGCUCCGCCCAGCUCCGCGCCUACUUCAGCCAGUUCGUGGAGGCCGGCGGUUUCCUCUGCUUCCAUUACCGUCACCGCCCCGAGCGCCCGCCGGCGGGCGGCGGCGGUGAGGAGGCCGCGGCGCCGCGCACUUGCUCCUGCCUGGUGGCCGUGCAGCCCGGCCGCGCCCGCCGCUUCGUCCGCAUGUACUCGGGCAAGCGUUGGGUAGGGCCCGGCGGCACCUCGUUGCCCGGCCGCUGCCUCAUCCGCAGGGUCCGCCUCAGCUCCGGGACAGGUGCAGAGACGUUUCCCUACAGUGAGGCCAAGGUGGCUGCAGGCGAAUCUGUCACAGAAUCGGACUUGAAGCGGCUGCCUGAGUUCAACCCCCCUUCCUUCAUGCCUUACGGGAACGUGGGCACCCCCCUGAAAGUUUUUCUGGAGCUGAUCCGAGCCUGCAGGCUGCCUCCCCGGAUUAUCAAGAAAUUGCAGCUGGAUUUUCCAAAGACAGGCUCAUCCCGUAGGUAUGGGAAUGUGCCUUUUGAAUACCAGGACACUGAGACAGUUAUAGAAGAAGAAAGAGUUUACACUGCUACGGGGGAUGAGAUCACAGAGGAAGAGGGGCCUGUGGCAAGGUCUGAGGUGACUCACCCAGACGGUGCUGAGGAAGAUGAGGAGGGGCAGGAGAAGGAGGAAGAGGAGUCGCACUCGGAUGACGACAACGAUACCUGUGAGGAGUGGGAGCGACACGAGGCUCUGCAUGAGGACGUGACCAAGCAAGACCGUGUGGAGGAGCGGCUCUUUGAAGAGGAGAUUGAGCUGAAGUGGGAGAAAGGCGGCUCUGGCCUUGUCUUCUACACGGAUGCUCAGUACUGGCAGGAGAAGAAUGGAGACUUUGAUGAGCAGACUGUGGAUGACUGGGAUGUGGACAUGAGCAUCUACUAUGACAAAGAUGGAGGUGAUAAGGAUGCUCGGGACUCGGUCCGGAUGUGGCUGGAACAGCGACUCAGGGACGGCUUGGAGGAUGGAUCCGUUUCAGGACAACGGAUCGGCACCUUUGAGAGAUACACCAAGGGUUUUGGCAGGAAGGUGCUGGAGCAGCAGGGCUGGACAGAGGGGCUGGGGCUGGGGAGCAGCAACUCUGGAAUGGCUGAAGCUCUGGACAACGAGGGUCAGAACCCCAGAUGCAAGAGGGGGCUGGGGUACCAUGGGGAGAAACUACCAACUUUCAGCAAAGUGAAAAAACCCCGACGGGAUGUUCCCAUCCUCAUCUCGACCAUCUACGAUGACCCUGACCCAAAGGACAGCGGUGACCAGCUGCUCAGGCGCCAGCCACCUACUGCCAUGAAGUACAGGCAGGACAUGGCGUUCGUCCGGGCGUCGCACGGUGCUCUGCAGGGUUUUGGUGCCCAGUCGCGCUGAGCAGGGACUGUCGCAGAGCCUUUGUCCUGCCUCUGCUGCCGAGCACAGGCUGGCUCCUGGUCUUGGGUUUGGAGCAGGGUGUUCACCUAUUUAUUUUUGGAAGAAAUAUAGACUUGUAACAAAAAUUGCCUCAGUGAGGUGGGGUUUUUUUUUUUCCCCCUCUAAUUAAACCAUUCAAAUAAGG
Molecule: messenger RNA, 1683 nt
Organism: Grus americana (Whooping crane)
Lineage: Eukaryota; Metazoa; Chordata; Aves; Gruiformes; Gruidae
Gene: GPATCH3
Product: G-patch domain containing 3
Exons: 7
Coding region: 21-1499 (492 amino acids)
Biological process (GO): positive regulation of DNA-templated transcription; negative regulation of RIG-I signaling pathway; negative regulation of type I interferon production
Molecular function (GO): nucleic acid binding
Source: RefSeq, a predicted model, not a curated record